Messenger RNA from Triticum aestivum (bread wheat), 450 nucleotides. RefSeq lists its product as uncharacterized. The record is from RefSeq and is a predicted model, not a curated record. The coding region runs from base 86 to 319 and encodes 77 amino acids. The transcript has 2 exons. Lineage: Eukaryota; Viridiplantae; Streptophyta; Magnoliopsida; Poales; Poaceae.
CUCUAUAUAUACGAUACGUCGAUCGUCUCUUAUCCUUUGACAUUAUAUACCAUUUCACAGGCCUCUUCAGGUGCAGAAUUCAAGAAUGGACAAACAGUCCGUCGCAGCUGGUUUUGUGGUGAUACUUGUGCUCUUAGGAAGCGGUAUGGGUGCAGAGAUCUGUGAGAAAACAGGCGUUAAAUUGGUCAUAUGCACCAAGUCUAACUGCCAGCGGUUCUGUCAUCUGGAGGCAGAGGCAACUCACAGAAAACUCGAGCAGCAUUGGUGCGGUGGGACGGUCUUCAACGCUUGCUACUGCAAAGUUUGCACCAUCUUAUAGAACUUGAAUAGAUAUUUACUCUGCCAAGUGCACUUGAAGCUUUGAUUUAAUAAUUGGGCACUUUGUAUCCUGGAGUCAGUGUUUGGAUGUGAUAAUAAUAUGUCUGGUCUCAGCGAAAGGCGAAAUUCAUA